CUGUGACAGGAGGAGAGCAGCAUAAGACCCACAGACGGUCUAAUAAUGUGCAGUCUGCUGACACUGGAUGACUGGAAACAGCAGAGAUGAAGGAGCUAUGGAUUAUGGUUGUCUUUGCUACAGUCUCUUUUCCACAGGGGGAUCUCAGCACAUCCUCUGCCAUUCCAACCACCAUUGACAUAACUAUCCCAACUCCUGAUGACCCUUUAACGCCUGACUCUCCAGCUAGUGCCCCUCCAACUAAUGACAUUCCAACUACUGAUAAUCUAACUUCUGACAGUCCAACUACCGACAUGCCAACUACUGAUAAUCUAACUACUGACACUCCAACUAUUGACACUCCAACUACCGACACUCCAACUACUGAAUACCCUGCAGCUACUACUGGUCAUCCAACUACUAGUUACCUAACUACUACUGAUCCUCCAGCUAUUGGUUACAUAAACACUACUGGUCUUGCAACUACUGGUUACCCUACCUCUAUCCCUAUCACCAGUAUCAGUCUCCCCACCACCUCUAACAACACCACCACCACGUCUACCAACACCUCUACAAACACUACCACCACCUCUAGCACCAUCUCUAACACUACCACCACCUCUACCAACACCUUUCAUACUAUCUCAAACACCACCACCACUUCUCCUAUCAUCUCUAACACCAUGUCUAACACCAACACCACCACCACCUCUCCUACCAUCUCUAACACCAUGUCUAACACCAACACCACCACCACCUCUCCUACCAUCUCUAACACCAUGUCUAACACCACCACCUCCACCUCCACCUCUACCACCACCACCUCUACCACCACCACCACCUCUACAACCACCACCACAAUCUCCACCUCUACCACCACCACCACCUAUCCUAUCAUCUCUAACACCAUGUCUAACACCAACACCACCACCACCUCUCCUACCAUCUCUAACACCACAUCUAACACCAACACCACCACCACCUCUACCAACACUACCACCAUCUCUCCUACCAUCUCUAACACCACCACCACCUCUCCUAUCAUCUCUAACACCACAUCUAACACCAACUCCACCACCACCUCUCCCACCAUGUCUAACACCACCACCUCCACCCCUACCACCACCACCAUCUCCACCUCUACCACCACAAUCCUUCCUCUGGUCUGUAUCAACGGUGGUGAGCUGCAGAGUGGAGUCUGCAUCUGUCCUGAUGAGUGGAACGGAGAGACCUGUUCAGAGGGGAAUUUCUGCAAUUCCAACAACAUUGGUGAUUUUUCCUUCCCAAGAACAACGGUUGGCUGGUCUGCUUAUUCAGAAGAAUUGUGUGAUGAGAAUACAACCAGUGCCGGUUUACCAAAAGCCUCAGCAAGAUGUUUGAAUGACACUGGAUCUCCAAUGUUUGGUCCUCCUCAUGAACUGCAGUGUGAAUUAACCCUCAGUGACAUUCUAGGAAAUAUCUCCAGCAGUUCAGGUGGUUUAUUACAGUUGGCCUUCAGUACUCAGAUCCUGACCUCCCAACCAGAGCGGCUAUCAGCUGACAACAUCACCACAGCAGCUCAGAUAGCUAACACACUGCUUCAGUCUGCAAAUAUCACAGAGGACAUCGCAGUGGCAGCUGUAACCACCAUCAGUCAGCUGCUCAAUGCCAGUGAGGAGAGUACACAGGAGAGAGACGCUGUCCAAAACCUCACAGAGACCCUGGAGAUGUUUUCCCUGGACCAGCACAAUAAUGUGUCCUUGGUGGUUCAGCCCAACCUGGUAGUCCAGUCUGUCCAAGUACCAAGUGACUCAGUAGGGAUCCAGUUUACUGCUCUGACUGGAAGAUCUGGUAAUUUUGUGGCCAACAGAAUUUGUCUCAACACAAAUACUUCUGAAUUGAUAGCUGAUGAAGGAGGUGCGACCGAUGUCCAGAUUGUCAUAGAAUUCACACCAGUUUUACGUAGUAAAAACACAAACUACUCCAUUGGUUUUGUGCUCUACCAAAACGACCGGUUCUUCAGGUCCAAGGCUUUCAGAGCUUCUUCAGGAACCAGCAGAAGGGUCAUCUCUGCUAACCUGGGACAAGUGUCUGGGUUACAUGUUGAGAUGCUCUUCAAGCCCACAGCUGUUCCCAACACCUCUCUCUAUGACUUUGCCUGCGUGUCAUGGAACUACACGUUGAAAGACUGGAGCACCUUUGGCUGCUACAAAGUCAACCACUCAGCAGACGGCCUGCGAUGUUUCUGUAAUCACACCACUAACUUUGCUGUGCUGAUGUCAUUCAGGAGGGAUUUUAAAUACGCUGAAGUUCUAAACUGGAUCACCAUAUUGGGAUGCUCCAUGUCCAUCAUAGGGUUGAGUUUAACAAUAACAUUCCAGAUGGUGACCAGGAAAUCACGCAAAACCAACCCAACAGUCCUCUUAGUGAGCGUCUGCGUGUGUCUCCUGAUCUUCACCCACCUCUUCAUGUUGGGAGUGGACAACCCUCAUAAACAGCGGGGCAAACCUAAAAUACAGAAGGACAACAUUCUCCCCCCGUCCGACACACACACAGAGCAGGACAGAGGGCCCUGUACUGCAGUGGCAGUCCUGCUGCAGUACUUCCUGUUGGGGACGUUCACCUGGAACACGCUGUACGCCACACAUGUCUUUCUAAUGAUCAGAAACAGCCUGGCCACCAGCCCGUCACACUUCACAGCCUAUACCGUGGCCAUCGGAUGGGGACUGCCUGCAGUUGUGGUGGCCCUCACCUUAGGAAUUAGUUACAGAGUGGAUGAUCCACUGGGAUACAGGCAGGAGGAAUUUUGCUGGCUUGCUGCCCUCGAUCCAAAGGGGAACUUUGACUUCAAGCUGCCAAUGUUUUGGGGGUUCCUGGUCCCUGUGGCGUUCAUGCUUAUCUUCAACACAGUGGUGUUGGUAUGUUUUGCAGUUACAACAUGCAAGACCAACCCACAUUUAACCAGUACAAGACACACAUCGAUGAAGAAGAAGUUCCUCAGUAGCUUCUCUCUGGCUGUGGUGCUCGGUCUCUCCUGGAUCCUGGGCUAUCUGUUGCUCAUUCCACAGAACCAGACCAUGUACACCAUACUCAACAUCUCCUUCUGUGUUCUCACCACCACUCAGGGUUUGCAGAUUUUCAUUCUGUUCACCGCAAGAACAUCAAUUGUCAAGAAAUUGAUGGCAGAUGCUUUGAAAUCUGUCUCUCGUGUUGAGAUCCCACGUCACACCAAGAGGUUCAGUCUAUGGCGAGGCAAGCACAGUGAUAACGUAGAAUCAUACACACAGCUGGACCCUAUUCUGUCAACACAUUAACCCUUUAACUGCCACAUGAUUUUUUUUCUUCUGAAAAAUAUGUGUAUUUAUUCUUAAUAUAGGCCAUAAAUAAUUAGUAUUUGAUUGCUAACAUCUCAACCAGCCUGUUCAGUUGCCCAAUUAUGUUAAACUCAUUUUGUAUUGGAUUUUACAUAUGCUUUUUAAAUCAUCUGAAAAAUGGUACAUUAAUUAACGUCAUGUCUGCUUCAGUUACUUAUAAUGGAAGACACGCCAAGAUAAAGGAUGACUGAUAUCAAAUAUGAAUACAAUAUGAUAUAUUUGUGUGUCAAUAUAUGACUAUUCAAAUAUAUAUACAUUAAUGUUUACUGUUUAUAUGUUCAUAAUACCUGUAAAAUUACAUGACCUGAAAACAUUUGUGAAACAAAUUGAAGAUAACAGGCAUACUUUAAAUACUGAUAUGAAUAUGAAAAUAUAUUUAUAUUUGCACAGACAAAAACAUCCCACAACAAUAUUUUUCCAUUGUCCAUAAUAGCUAGCUUUGUCUAAAUAGCAUUCCUUUAAUGUGCAACUCAACCGCCUGGUAGAGCAUAUUUUUCAAGAAUUCCUCAAAUUAAUAAAUAACAUAUUAGUAAUUUUGUGAUACCAAAAAUUAUGUUUUAGAGGUCAACAACAUUGUACAGACAUGUAAUAUCCCAUUUUAUACACAAUUAGUACUGACAAUGUGUGAUUAAUCAGGUUCAGUUUUGCUCAAGUUCACGUCCGGGUUUUUAACCAUCUUUGAAUGUUUGUGUAAAAAUAUAGAGGAGUCCAAUAAUGAAAACCACAUGGUCAUUUUACUAAAUGGCAUGACAAAAUAUGUUGAACAAAAGUUAUGUUUAUUUGAAUUUACAUUUGGUUGUCAGCCACUCAGUUGAGCUGCCUCUUAAAGUGUUAAUUUCCAACUUGUUACUCACAGAUUGUAUAAAGCAUCUAAUUGAUUGGCUGCAAGUUCAACCUCUGUCAAUAUCUCAUAGACCUCCAUUAUUGCCUAUAGUAAUACACACACCAUUUAUAUAUAUCAAAAGUGUUAUUGCCCAAUAAUGUUUUGGCAAUGCACAUGUUUGCAAAUUGACAUUGUUGGGUCAGUAAACCAAGGCAGACUGGUUCGGGGAUGCAGAACCAGGUCAAGCUGGAAGAAAGCAGAUCCAAAGGAGUGCUGUGGUGCAGAGGGAGGUAUGAAAGACUAAGAAAGCAGGGAGGAAUGAAAGGCUGAGGAAGAAAGCAGGGAGGUAUGAAACACUGAGAAAGAAAGCAGGCAUGUCAGAGGGAGGUAUGAAACGCUGAGAAAGAAUGCAGGCAUGUCAGAGGGAGGUAUGAAACACUGAGGAAGAAAGCAGGCAUGUCAGAGGGAGGUAUGAAAGGCUGAGGAAGAAUGCAGGCAUGUCAGAGGGAGGUAUGAAACGCUGAGAAAGAAUGCAGGCAUGUCAGAGGGAGGUAUGAAACGCUGAGGAAGAAAGCAGGCAUGUCAGAGGGAGGUAUGAAAGGCUGAGGAAGAAAGCAGGCAUGUCAGAGGGAGGUAUGAAACGCUGAGAAAGAAUGCAGGCAUGUCAGAGGGAGGUAUGAAACGCUGAGGAAGAAAGCAGGCAUGUCAGAGGGAGGUAUGAAAGGCUGAGGAAGAAAGCAGGCAUGUCAGAGGGAGGUAUGAAAGGCUGAGGAAGAAAGCAGGCAUGUCAGAGGGAGGUAUGAAACGCUGGGGAAGAAAGCAGGCAUGUCAGAGGGAGGUAUGAAAGGCUGAGGAAGAAAGCAGGCAUGUCAGAGGGAGGUAUGAAACGCUGAGAAAGAAUGCAGGCAUGUCAGAGGGAGGUAUGAAAGGCUGAGGAAGAAAGCAGGCAUGUCAGAGGGAGGUAUGAAACGCUGAGAAAGAAUGCAGGCAUGUCAGAGGGAGGUAUGAAACGCUGAGAAAGAAAGCAGGCAUGUCAGAGGGAGGUAUGAAAGGCUGAGGAAGAAAGCAGGCAUGUCAGAGGGAGGUAUGAAACGCUGAGAAAGAAUGCAGGCAUGUCAGAAGGAGGUAUGAAACGCUGAGGAAGAAAGCAGGCAUGUCAGAGGGAGGUAUGAAAGGCUGAGGAAGAAAGCAGGCAUGUCAGAGGGAGGUAUGAAAGGCUGAGGAAGAAAGCCGGCAUGUCAGAGGGAGGUAUGAAACGCUGAGGAAGAAAGCAGGCAUGUCAGAGGGAGGUAUGAAAGGCUGAGGAAGAAAGCCGGCAUGUCAGAGGGAGGUAUGAAAGGCUGAGGAAGAAAACAGGAAUGUCAGAGGGAGGUAUGAAAAGCUGAGGAAGAAAGCAGGCAAGUCAGAGGGAGGUAUGAAAGGCUGAGGAAGAAAACAGGCAUGUCAGAGGGAGGUAUGAAAAGCUGAGGAAGAAAGCAGGCAAGUCAGAGUCGUAGCCAUAAAAAACAGGGCAGCUUGACAUGCUGGGGGAGCGUGAGAGAGGUCACUCACCUGGAACAUGGAAGGGCAGCGGAUUAAGUUUCUACUUUGCUCUGUGUACAAUGUUUUUCUUUGAACUCUCUGCCAACCCCCCACACCAACAAACCUUCACACGUGGGGGGUUGGCAGACAGCCCAGACAGCUGCACUUUUACUUGCGUUUAAGAGCAGUUGGAGGCCACGAAGGAGAGUUGUAUGGCAUUGAAGCUCGUCUGGAGUUUAGCUAACACAGUGUCCAAGGAGGGGCCA
Oncorhynchus gorbuscha (pink salmon) is the source of this 5942-nucleotide messenger RNA. RefSeq names its product adhesion G-protein coupled receptor G7-like. Gene Ontology annotation, cellular component: membrane. Gene Ontology annotation, molecular function: G protein-coupled receptor activity. The transcript is spliced from 16 exons. The record is from RefSeq and is a predicted model, not a curated record. Gene Ontology annotation, biological process: cell surface receptor signaling pathway; G protein-coupled receptor signaling pathway. NCBI's taxonomy places the organism in Eukaryota, Metazoa, Chordata, Actinopteri, Salmoniformes, Salmonidae. The coding region runs from base 87 to 3272 and encodes 1061 amino acids.